AAUAAACAAAACGUCAAAAUUUUGAUGUGGCUACAGUGGUUAUCGUUAUAUUCCUCAUGAAUUCAUUCAAAAUUAUCAUUAUUUCGUUUAUCAUCUUCAAAUUUUGUGAUUAAUCAUAACCAGAAUAAAGGAAUGGCUUCAAGUAAUCAAAAUCCUGUCACCAAGAAAACACCAAUUUGUCCGAACAUCCCUUCCAAUCUCAGUGUUAAAGAUGAAGACAGGGAAGAAACAACUAUGGAUCAACCAGAUUUGAUCAAUUUGGAAGAAACAGAGUGGUCAGAUGAACCUAAUGAAGAUUUUCAACUCGAAAAAGAUGAUUAUCUGUCUAGUUUCGGCAUCGACAAUGGCAAUGAUGAUCAUUCAAGGGACUCUGAUUCUUCCAGUGAUGAAAGUUACCCAGAAUUCACUUGCAAAAUAUGUAAGCACGAUUUCCAAGAUGAUUAUUAUAUGCAGGAACAUAUCAGAUUGAGAAGGCUUGGUGAUAAAAGGUUCAAGUGUUGUGUGUGUGACAAAGUUUUCAGGGACAAUAGCCAGUUGAAUGUACAUGCAAGAAAGCAUACUGGUGAACAGCCUUACUCCUGUUCCAUUUGUGAUAAGAAAUUUUCUGUCAAUGGAAACUUGAGGAAGCAUAUGAGGAUACAUACUGGGGAAAGGAGAUUUGAAUGUGAAACAUGCAAGAGGAAGUUUAUGCAGCUUGCACAUUUGGAGGACCAUAUCAAAACACAUUCAGGAGAGAGACCAUAUGUUUGUGACUUUUGCAACAGUUCCUUCAAAACAAAAGCAAGGAUGCGAAAACACAAAAAAUCUCAUGAGGAUGAUAAAAUGACCAAAAGAUCUAUACCAUGCCCAAUCUGCUGCAAAAUAAUGAAGAGCACCAAACAAUUAGUGACACAUCUUGAAACUCAUGAUGAAGGUCCCCAGAAUCCAUUUCCUUGCAGUUGUUGUGACAAGACCUACAAGAAUCUUUUCUCAUUGAAUAUCCACAUGAGGUCUCAUGGGAAUGUAAGAGACUUUAAGUGUACCCUGUGUGAUAAAACUUUUACUAAUGGUGGCCAUUUGAGGCGACAUUCCAACUCUCAUACAGGUAUAAGGCCCUUCACCUGCGAGAUAUGCUUCCGAGGUUUUCCCUCGCAGCAGAACAUGAAACGCCACCAGAUGACCCAUACCGGAGAAAAACCGCACGCUUGCUCCGAGUGCGGCAAGUCUUUUCUCACGUUGGAGAACCUCAACAGGCACAAGCGCACGCACACAGGGGAGAAGCCGUUCCCCUGCACCGUGUGCGGCAAAUUUUUCGCCCACAGCACCACAGCCAAAGAACACUUGCGCGUCCAUACUGGCGAGAAGAACUUCAAGUGUGAGUUCUGCCAGAAGAAGUUCUCCCUCAACAAAGCCCUCUACAAGCACAUCCGGGAAAAGCACCCGAAGCUGUUUCCCGAAUUCAAGAAGAAAAACGACCUGCCUCCGAACAUGAGAAGGGCCCUGGAAAAACUGAAAAGGGAGUCGAUGAACAUCGACGACAACGACGUGAAAACCGUCAAUAUCAAGAGUGCUAGUGAAAGUGAACUCCAAAAGGGUGCUAAGGAGAUCAAACCAGAUCCGGAUGAAAGUGGGGGUGAUGUAGACAGUAGGAAACAAAGUAGGGUUAAUAGUAUUAAAGAGGAUCCUGAUGGUCCAGUGCAAACUAUGAUGAAUGGUGUGGAGAAUGCAGUGGUGAAAGAUGAACCUAUAGAGGUUUGUGUUAAAGUUGAAAAGGAAGACGAGUUUAGCUAAUGGUGA
Phaedon cochleariae (mustard beetle) is the source of this 1776-nucleotide messenger RNA. The record is from the annotation of a GenBank genome assembly. Lineage: Eukaryota; Metazoa; Arthropoda; Insecta; Coleoptera; Chrysomelidae.